UCUUACAUGGAGACUCCAUCGUGCUCCUCCCGAUGGCAGAUGACGCUUGAUUGGGAGGCGCGCGCGAUGAAUGGCCGUCGACCAUGCCACGGGGCGCUUCGGAACAGGUGUAUACAGCGGUACACGUCCGUGUCAGAGGUCACGUUCGACGCGCUCUCGUCCUGCACCAGAGCAAUGAGCACGCGGGCUGGAGCCAGGGAAGUGACGUGGUGCUGUGCGCGGACUACAGAGGGAUCAGGAAGGCGCCGAGGCCUCCUCGCAGGUAUUUUGCGAUUUUCCCAUCGUCGCAGAGGAAAUGGACUGCGCGAGCUCUGCGAGUUCAGGCACUUGACGAGCUCGUCGCGGAGGAGUCAGCAAGGAUCGUGGUGAAACUGAGACAGGAGAAUGCAAGUGUGGCGGCGCGUAAAAAUGCGACAAUGUCCAUGCCGUUAUUCCGAGGGAGAAAGCGUGUAGAUCGUCGAGAGCAUCAACCUUGUAGAUGGUGUAAAAUAUCGCGAAAUCUCACGCCGUCUCGACGUCGGGCGGAGGCAUACGAGCCGGCCAAUGCGGCGCACGUGACGUGUGUAUUGUCAACAUCUGCCAUCACAUCAGAAGACGCUUAUCCCCUUCCCUGCGGCCGGGCCCCCAACUGCGCGCUUGAUUUGGACCCUUGAGCCAGAACGAUCCCCAUACGCUCACCACCCCUGCUCAUAUUAAUACCCCCCGCCGCACCCCACCAGACCCUCUUCUUCACGUUCCGCUGCGACCCCCGACGCCGUCCCCUUGUCCCCCGCCCGCCAUGUCGUCCCUCGGAAGAGAACGCAGGUCCUGGACCGCGCAGGAGGAUCAGCUGCUCAGGGAGGCCGUCGAGCUUGA
This is a messenger RNA of Schizophyllum commune H4-8, 855 nucleotides long. RefSeq lists its product as uncharacterized. NCBI's taxonomy places the organism in Eukaryota, Fungi, Basidiomycota, Agaricomycetes, Agaricales, Schizophyllaceae. The record is from RefSeq and is a predicted model, not a curated record. The transcript is spliced from 3 exons. The coding region runs from base 84 to 653 and encodes 189 amino acids.